Messenger RNA from Paramecium primaurelia, 662 nucleotides. The record is from the annotation of a GenBank genome assembly. NCBI's taxonomy places the organism in Eukaryota, Ciliophora, Oligohymenophorea, Peniculida, Parameciidae.
AUGUGGAAUAUAAUUUCAAUUAAUCCUAUAUGUUAGAAAAAGAAAUUGGUUUCUGAUUAAGAGAGGUUAUUACUAAAUUGUAAAAACAUGAGAAAGACAAUUAAUAAUGGAGAACCAUGGAAACCAUCUCAUUCGUUAUCUAAAGUUAAUAACAAAUAUAGUCAUUGUAAUUUUAUAUAUAAAAAUUAAUAAAGAGGAAGAGAAUAAAAUCAUGCAUUAAAAUAAUAUUUUGUUAUCUAAAAUGAUGGAUAUUUAGAGACAUAAUUUAAGAAGUUAAAGUUCUGGAUAAUUACCAUUAUCAUUAUCACAUGUUAGUAAUCUUAACUAACGAAAAUUCGAGAAAUUCAAAAUUAACUAAGAAAAUUAAAAGUUUCUAUCUCGUCUUUAAUCUGCUUCAUCAAUUUAUAAUAAAAAUUAUUGGUAACCUGAUAAUGAAAAGAAUGAAAUUUACAAAUAAAUUAUAUUAAAGAGAACAAGUUAAAUUUAAUUAUUAUUUUAGAACUCAAUCAAGAUUAUAAUGAUUUAGCUAGAAAAUCCCUUGAAACUAGAUCUACAGGGAGAAUGCUUUCAUGUAUAGACAUAUCAUUAUUUAAGCAGCCCAAUAAUUUAAACGUAGACAGAUGUCUGAUGAACAAUUUUAAUACUAAUAAUCCCCAGAAUGA